Prorocentrum cordatum is the source of this 332-nucleotide messenger RNA. NCBI's taxonomy places the organism in Eukaryota, Dinophyceae, Prorocentrales, Prorocentraceae. The record is from the annotation of a GenBank genome assembly.
CCUCCCCCUCUAACUCAUGGUGGUGGUGGUGGACAACAGGCCCAUCACCGGAGCAGCCGUUGGUGCCGAGGUGGUGCUGUCCGCGGGCGUGGUGGCCUCGCGGCUGCAGGCCGCCCUGCCGUCGCACGUGCCCAUCUCGCUGCGCCUGGUGGCCUCUCCGAAGGCCGUCCCAGAGGCCAAGACCUCGAAGGGCGCCAGGGUGCAGAGCGACCCCCUGCUACUUCUGAUGUCCGAGGGCGGAGAACACCUCAACCCGGUCUGGGAGGUGUGGGCGCGCCAGUCGCGCGACGGCGGCGCUCCGCGGUGGACGCGGCUGCCGGACGAGCUGCAGG